AUGACUGACACAAAGAUGGACGGUACCGCCGUCGCGGCCACGGCCAUCGACACGCCCAUCGACACGCCCGUGGACACGGCCGCCGGCCAUGUUCUUGAUGCCAAUGCGCCCCACGACGCCCAUCUGCCGUUCCGCGAGGCGCUGCGGCUGCACGCCAAGGCCGUGGCGUGGUCGGCGUACGUGUCGAUUGGCGUCAUCAUGCUGGCCUUUGACCCGCAGCUGCUGGGCAACCUGUACGCAAUGAAACAGUUUACCAAUGACUUUGGCGAGCUCAGCAAUGGCGAGCCUAACCUCUUAGCUGCCGCAUGGCAAACCGGCCUCAGCAUGGGCAACCCCGUGGGCCAGGUCGUCGGCGCCAUCUGGGCCGCGUACCCGAUGGAGUGGUACGGCCGCAAAAAGACCUUUGCGACGUGCGUCGUCCUGACGGCCGGCCUCAUCUUCAUCCAGUUCUUUGCGCGGUCGCUGAACGUGCUGCUGGUCGGCGAGCUGCUGGGCGGCAUCGUCCUGGGCAUGUACGUCGUCAUUGCGCCGGCCUACGCGUCGGAGGUGUGCCCGACGGCGCUGCGCGGCCACAUGACGUCGUUUGUCAACCUCUGCUUUGUCAUGGGCCAGCUGCUCGGCAACGGCGUCACCAACGGCACCUCGUCGCUGGCGACGCACUGGGCGUACUCGCUGCCGUUUGCCAUCCAGUGGGUGUGGAUCGCCAUUCUGCUGCCCGGCCUGGCCUUUGUGCCGGAGAGCCCGUGGUGGCUGGUCCGCCGCAACGACCUGGACGGCGCGCGCGCGUCGCUCGCGCGGCUGUCGGCGCCGCAGGUCGACCUCGACGCGGCCCUCGCGUUCAUCGUGCACACGGACCGCCUCGAGCUCGCGCUCGAGCUCGGCAGCACGUACCUCGACUGCUUCAAGCGCGAAAACUGGCGCCAGACCGAGGUGUCCAUGGGCGUCUACUGCACGCAGGUCCUCAGCGGCAUCUACCUCAUCAACUACGGCACCUACUUCUUUGAGCAGGCCGGCCUGCCCGACGCCGAGGCCUUCAACAUGGCCGUCGGCUUCCUGGCCGUCGGCUUCGUCGGCACCCUGCUCUCCUGGUACGCCAUGGUCCACGUCGGCCGCCGCACCAUUUAUGUGUGCGGCCUCGCCGUCCUCGCCGUCCUCCAGUUCGUCAUUGGCAUCCUCGACUGCGUCCCCGGCCGGCCCUCCGGCGCCAUCUGGGCCGAGUCCGUGCUCAUGAUCGUCUGGAACGGCAUCUACGACCUCACCGUCGGCCCCAUCUGCUUCGUGCUGCUCUCCGAGUGCUCCGCCACGCGCGUCCGCUCCAAGACCAUCGCCGUCGCCACCAUGGCCCAGGGCGUGCUCGGCAUCGUCAUGACCGUCGCCAUUCCCUACAUGAUCAACCCCGGCGAGGCCAACAUGCAGGGCAAGCUCGGCUUCUUCUACGGCGGCCUGGCCACGCUGUGCCUCGUGUGGGCGUGGCUGCGCGUGCCCGAGACCAAGGGCCGCUCCUACGAGGAGCUGGACAUUCUGUUUGCGCGCAACGUGCCCGCCCGCCAGUUCAAGACGUACGUCAUCGAGCCCGCAAACAGCGAGGUCGAGAAGUGA
This is a messenger RNA of Sporothrix brasiliensis 5110, 1599 nucleotides long. RefSeq names its product Sugar transporter family protein. Bases 1 to 1599 code for a protein of 532 amino acids. Gene Ontology annotation, molecular function: carbohydrate:proton symporter activity. Gene Ontology annotation, biological process: transmembrane transport; carbohydrate transport. The transcript has 2 exons. NCBI's taxonomy places the organism in Eukaryota, Fungi, Ascomycota, Sordariomycetes, Ophiostomatales, Ophiostomataceae. The record is from RefSeq and is a predicted model, not a curated record. Gene Ontology annotation, cellular component: membrane.